Scleropages formosus (Asian bonytongue) is the source of this 1595-nucleotide messenger RNA. RefSeq names its product TAF15 RNA polymerase II, TATA box binding protein (TBP)-associated factor (gene taf15). Gene Ontology annotation, molecular function: RNA binding. Lineage: Eukaryota; Metazoa; Chordata; Actinopteri; Osteoglossiformes; Osteoglossidae. The coding region runs from base 111 to 1316 and encodes 401 amino acids. The record is from RefSeq and is a predicted model, not a curated record. The transcript is spliced from 16 exons. Gene Ontology annotation, biological process: regulation of DNA-templated transcription.
AGUUGAUCACGUUCGUUCUGUGGUGGUGUUUUUUUUUUUUGAGCCCGAGCUUAUUUUUCACGUUUUAACUCUUCCAAAGGACAUAUACUGGUUUUAUAAAGAGCACAAGAAUGUCGUCCGAUUCUGGGUAUGGUCAGCCCGGUGCACAGCAGAGCUUUUCUUAUGGCGCACCUCCGUCGCAGGGCUACCAACAAAGUGAACAGAGUUAUGGCCAGGGAAGCCAUGGGUCUUCAUAUGGUGGACAGAGCUAUGGUUCAGGUUAUGGACAGCAAGGGGCUAGCUAUGGGCAGACCAGUCAGAGUUAUUCUUCUGCUGGCUUUGGGCAGCAGUCUCAGCAAGGAUAUGGCAGCUAUGGGCAGCAGAGCACUGACAGUUCAGGCAGGUAUGGAUCCAAGCCAUCUUACAGCGAUCAAGGAUCCUAUGGACAGUCCCAAGGAGGUUAUGGGAGGCACUAUGAUGAUGACAAUGGUCAGGAGAUGAGGCGAUAUGGCGGUGAUGACCGCAAUGAUGGGUACCGAGGCAGAGGACGUGGGGGGUAUGACUUCGAUGGAAGAGGUGGCCCAACUGGCAUGGGCGGUGGUGACCGUGGUGGCUUCAAAAAUUAUGGUGGCCCCAGGGAUGAUGGCCCACGAUAUGAUUCAGGUGGGGAUCAGGACAACUCUGAUAACAACACUAUAUUUGUCCAAGGACUUGGGGAAGAUGUUUCUACUCAUGAGGUUGCAGAGUUCUUCAAACAAAUUGGCAUAAUUAAGGUGAACAAGAAGACAGGCAUGCCUAUGAUUAAUCUCUACACUGACAAAGCCACUGGAAGACCAAAAGGAGAAGCCACCGUUUCCUUUGAUGAUCCUCCAUCGGCCAAAGCUGCCAUUGACUGGUUUGAUGGGAAGGAAUUUAAUGGCAGACCUAUAAAGGUGUCGUUUGCAACUCGAAGAGCCGAGUUCAUGCAGAGAGGUGGAAGAAGCCGAGGAGGGUACAGAGGUGGCGGUCGUGGAGGUUUUGGCAGAGGUCUGUCAUUUGACAUGAAAGGUGGAGAUUGGCCGUGCCCUAAUAGUUCUUGUGGUAAUAUGAACUUUGCCAGAAGGACAGAGUGCAACAAGUGUGGAGCACCCAAACCUGGUGAUUCCUUUGGAGAUAAUGGUGGACGAGGAGGAUUUGGGGGUGACAGAGGUGGGUUUAGGGGCCGUGGAGGAUUCCGCGGUGGUGAUCGUGGUGGGUAUGGUGGCGGACAUGGUGGUAGUGAUCGCGGAGGCUAUAACAGCUACAAGAUGGGAGGACGUGGCGAUCACAGAGAUGACAGAAGGGAUAGACCAUACUGAGCAUCCCUACGAGUGCCAUUCCACUGGAGGACUGACCUGCAUUUCCAUACUUGGCUUUGUUUGUCUGAACUGCUCCUAUCCUGUCCCAAGAACAACUCUUCUGUGCAGCUAAUGUGAAUCUGAAUAAGGGCACCUAGUGUCAAAGACUUCAGUUUUGUCUUUUUUUUUUUUUUCCCCCCUAUUCUUCGUAUAUGAAAACAUGGACAGCAAUGUUGAUUUGUAAAAUAUUGCAUUGCCAAAUGACUGUUUUGUAAAAUUAAUAAAGUGUUUUACUUAUGA